Messenger RNA from Gasterosteus aculeatus aculeatus (three-spined stickleback), 3213 nucleotides. RefSeq names its product 2'',3''-cyclic nucleotide 3'' phosphodiesterase (gene cnp). Gene Ontology annotation, molecular function: 2',3'-cyclic-nucleotide 3'-phosphodiesterase activity. NCBI's taxonomy places the organism in Eukaryota, Metazoa, Chordata, Actinopteri, Perciformes, Gasterosteidae. Gene Ontology annotation, cellular component: cytoplasm; membrane. Gene Ontology annotation, biological process: cyclic nucleotide catabolic process. The record is from RefSeq and is a predicted model, not a curated record.
GCGUCCGCCUACAUUUCCGUUUGUUAGCGCUUCUUGAAGAGCGCAGCGGGUGCACGUCUGCGCCGAGCUUCGCCUUGUCAUUGUACCCAGAGAGGAGCGCGUGGUCAGCGGCUCUCCCGACGGCUCCACUGCAGCAGCGUAACCGGUACAAGGUGUGUAGAAUCAGACUUUAAGCCAGACAUGGACCCUGAAAUCAGCGCAGAGGUUUUAGAUUCACCGGCGACUCCACACCAAGAGGAGACCGCAAUGGAGAGCGAGAUUGCGUCAAAGGUGGAGACCUCAGAGGAAUCCUCAGAGCCUGAGAAGCUUCCAGCUGCUGCCGACGAGACUGAGCAGCUGGCAGUGAAUGGUCACGAUACAGAAGGCCCAAACUUUAAAGGAACCGAAGAGUUGAUUGUUCCGCUGUCUGAGGGGCUAAACCAAAUGGGGUUGGAGGACAGCUCGCAUGGAGAAAAGUCCGACAUGGAGUCGGCGCACGUUGCGGUGGAACCACCAGUUCCAGAUGAGUCAUCCGAAAAGAUCCCCGACUCAGCCGCAGCAACAGACAAAGCCCCAGAAACCGUGCAGCCGCUGCCAGAGAACAACCCGGAACCGUCGCCCGUGGGAUUGGCAGAAUCCGUUCCACGAGCUGAAACUCAGGAGCCAGCCUCACCCGAACCAACCGCGCUGCCAGUAGACUCUCAACCCCCCAGCCAAGAGGGGACGGGGUCCGAACAAGUGGGGACUGAGAAAGAAAGGCAGACUACAGCGGUUCCCGAGGCAGGAGACGCUUCCAAAGAAAAGGCUGCAGAAAAAGAGGUCGCCGCUGAGCCGAUGGUGGAAGAAGAGAAACCAGCAGAGACGGCAGUUUUGGCGACUGAGGUUUCCUCUGUUAAGCCAAAAGAGACCGUGGCGUUGAAGGGGGAGGCACCCGCUGAAUGCAUGGAACCGGCCAAAGAAGAGAAGCCUGAAACCCCGAUGGAAGCCAAAGCCGCAGAAGGCGUUCCACCUGAGACGAUCGCUGCCGAGCUUAAAAAUGAAGAGGACGCAGUCCCUGUACCUGACUCCCUGGCCUUCGCCCUCCUGGAUCGAGAGCAGACCAAAAACGCCCUGCGGACGUCCCGCACCCUCGUCGUCCUCCGAGGCCUCCCGGGAAGCGGCAAAAGCUUCUUGGCGCGCGCCAUAGCCGACGCCUACGAAGGCCACUGCUCUGUCUUCUGCGCCGACGACCACGGCGUGAAGCCGGAGACUCCAGACUCCUCCGUGGAAGGAUACCGGGCUCUGGAUGAGGCUCUGCUGGCCUGCUGCAGUGCUGGGGCGGCUUCGUCCGCGCUGAUGGUGGUGGACGACACUAACCACACCCAGGAGCGACUGGCCCGCCUGGGGGACAUCGCCAUGCAGCACCACCUAGUCGUGGUGUUUCUGGAGCCGCGCACCAACUGGCGCAGAGAUCCAGCACAGCUGACCAAGAAGACCAGGCGUGGAAUGGAGGUGGCCCAACUAGAAGCCAUGAGGGGUUCAAUUGAGGAAAUGUCAAUUCCUCUCUACUAUGGCUGGUUCCUUCUCUCCUCCAUCCAGGACAAGGUUAGAUGCACGUCAAUGGACUUCCUGAAAACGCUGGACACCUUGGAGGCCUUCAAGAAGCACUUGAUUGACUUCACUGGUAAAGCUGAGAAGGAAGUGGACUUGGAGCAAUACUUUGAAGCUAAAGGAACCCUCCAUUGCACUACAAAGUUCUGUAACUAUGGAAAAGUAGAGGGUGCCAAGGAGUAUGCACAGAAUAAAGCUGUCGGGGAUUUCUACGGUUCUGCCUUCGAGCUGUCCCUCAGUGCCCUCUUUGUGACGCCUCGCACUGUUGGUGCCAGAGUGUCCCUUUCCGAGGAGCAGCUUUUGCUGUGGCCAGCUGAUGCCGAGAAGGAGGCCGGGCCCGCCUCCCUGCCCCCGGGUAGCCGCGCCCACGUUACUCUCGGCUGUGCCGAGGGAGUUGAGCCGGUUCAAACGGGCCUGGAUCUGCUGGAGAUCCUGGCCCUGCAGCAGGGAGGCCAGCAGGGGGAGCUCAUCGAGGAGAUGGAGCUCGGCUCGCUGACCUACUACGGCGAGGGGAGGUGGCUGCUGAGCCUCAGAGAGCCCAUCGGUGCCCUGGCAUGCUUCUCCAGCUUCUACGGGCCCAGGGAGCUCGAGGUCCUCAAAAAGGAACCAGAGAAGAAAAAGAAGCCAAAGUGCACCAUACUGUAAAUGGCAAAUGCUGGGGAGUGUGUCCGGGAUCAAUAGUGAAAUUAGGACUUGGGCUUACUCUGUGCAAGGUUUGUGUGUGUGUGUGUGUGUGUGUGCAGUGUUUAGGGUUGUUUAUAGCCAGCCUAAACUCACAAGCGGUGUGCCUUUUUUUUUUUUGUGUUCCUGUUUUGCACCACAACCCAAGAUGCCUUCAAUCCAGUUGGGCUAGUUGACAACAUUAUUCAGUAUCUUGUAUGACCUGUCGGUGGCAGUAUCUAGCUGUCUGCUGGAGUGUUAGCUGCAGUUUUAGAAGGUAGUAUAGCCUCCUUCCAGAGCUAGUUAUCUAAAACUUCUAAAUGUAGAUUACCUCCUUUACACAUGUUAGUGUCUGUCAAUAGCCAAAUGUGAAAAACUAGGUACUUUCAUUGCAUGCAUCACAAGUAAAAAGAAAAAAAGCUGUCUGUCACAUAUUCAUGACAUUUGCAUUUUAAGCAUUGCAUUUUCCAGCAAUGACUAUAGUAACACAUGUCUGCCCUGCUUAAAGUACCUUUACAGCUUCAACUGAAUUUGUUUGCUGUCCUUUUUGGCUUACUUGUAAGUGGGAAAACUAGCUGUCAUUUCUGUGUAACCGUCUCUGCUGCCUAGUUAAAUAGCAUAUGGGCUAAAGUUAUCCAAGUGUAUUAGAAUGAAUGUCAUUCAUAGAGGUGCUUCCUUAUAAAGUCCUUGCACUUUGCAUAGUUUGAAAUGGAGAACGCUGAUUUGUUGCAGCAGCUUGCACUUAAUACUUAUCCAAUGCUGUGAACCCAAAUUCAUGUUUUGCAACCCUUUUCUACUGCGCAAGACUGCACCAUCGAUCCCUUUUAUUGUCUUUGAACAGCACUUCAUGUAUUGCAGUUUAAAUUUGUAUCUCCUGUGACUAAUUUUUGAAGGGAAAUUCCUACUUUGUGUAGCUCUUAUGAAUCACUAUUUUUGCACUUGUUUUGUACACUUAAUAAAAGAACAUGCUUUGCUCCGACAAUA